AUGAAUUUAACGUUGUUCGACAGAUUGAAAUUGAUGGAAAUGUCAAACGAAAUACAUCUAGGAACUUAUUGCCUAAUGUUAUUAUUACAACUAACUGGAAUUGUGUCAAAUGGUUUCAUUUUAUCACUGUUCUACAGGUAACUUAUAUUUUUAGUUGUUGUUGAGAAGCUGAAUUCUAAAUUAAAAACAAGUUUUCUUUUCUAGGAUAUCAAACCUUCGUAAAAACAAACAUCUUCUACUUGUUUUAUACCUUUGUAUCAGUGAUUUCAUAUUUUCAUUCGCAGAAAUUCCAUACUCCGUUUAUAUGACUCUAAAUUGGAAUUCCUACCAACUAAACUUUGAUCCAUUAUAUAUUCUAAUUUCAAGUUCACCACUUCCAUUUCAGCUGAAAAUUUCAGCCGUUUUCACGAUAUCAAUUGCAAUAAGCAGAAAUAUUGUGAGUUUUUGACAAAAACAAAAUAAUAAAAUGAAUAUCAAAGAUCUUUAGGCACUGAUAAAACCAGGAUUUUACUUAAAAAUGGAUCAGGAUAAAUAUGCAAGAACUACAACUAUAAUCGCAAUAAUAUUCGGAAUUUUCGAUCUGAUUCUAUAUUUUUCAUUAUCUGAUUUGAUACCGAAACCAGAUUGUGGAACAAGUGGAUGUUUUGUUGGUGAUAGUUUCAGAUAUUAUUGGGGCAUUUCAAAUAUGGUUAGUUGAAAAAAAUAAACAAAAACAGAAGAAAAAGGGGACACAUGAAUGAUUUCAAUAAACAAAUUUGUCAUAAUUGAAUUCCAAAUGUGUGUGUUGAUUUAUGUUGGUCACUGAUCUUUUUAUGGUCGCCUGAUUAAUCAAAAAUCUGAUUGAUACGAAGCUAGGAAAAUGCCACGAAUUAGUGAUCAAAAACAUUUCGAAAAAAUUAUAAAAAGCCUUAGGGUUCAAUUUAAACACAUGAGGCUUCCUUCGACUUCACAGAUGAUCUUGAAAAAUUCUAAACUUUUCAGAUCCUUGGAGUUAUAGUCAUUUUUCUCUCGUGCACAAUUUUCAUGAAAAUCAGUCAUCAUAAAACUUUAACUCUUCGUAAAUCAGCAAACGAGGCGAGAUUUCGACAAGCAAAUCGAACAUCUCUUGGGAUCUUAGGUAAGAGCUACACAAUUUUCUCUCGAAAUGCAGACUUAAAAAAAAGAAAAAUUCCAGUCUCCGCUAUGGCAUUUCUGACAAUUCCAAGUGUAUUUGUUGGAAUUUUCGAAAUAUGCGGUUUAUCAAUUUUCAAACUAGUCGGCCCAUUUUAUUCAACUUCUUUAUUGUCGAGUGGUAAGCACGUAAACAAAUCAUUUUCCCAUGAGCUUAUCUAUAGUCAAAAGAACUUGUGUUGUAGGUAGACACAAAAUAAAGAUCAAUGUGGAAUAACAAGAAGUUAACCAAUAAUCAUGUUAAAAAAUAACAAUAAUUUUUUUCUGAUAAUUACAGGAAUUUGCAAUGCUCUUAUAUUUAUUGUUAAUAAUACCGAUGCUCGCCGUAUUAUUUCUUCGAAAUCUAAUCCAACUCAACAAACUGCUCCAUCAGUUGUCUCAACUCAAAGAAAUUAG
Messenger RNA from Caenorhabditis angaria, 1566 nucleotides. NCBI's taxonomy places the organism in Eukaryota, Metazoa, Nematoda, Chromadorea, Rhabditida, Rhabditidae. The record is from the annotation of a GenBank genome assembly.